Molecule: messenger RNA, 993 nt
Organism: Stylonychia lemnae
Lineage: Eukaryota; Ciliophora; Spirotrichea; Sporadotrichida; Oxytrichidae
Source: the annotation of a GenBank genome assembly
AUGAAGAUGCCUGUUCAAAAAGCUAAUAAAAAAGUUUAGACAGAUUAUGAUGCUGCUUUCCUCAUUGAGAUUGAGAGGCAAACUAGGUUAGCAACCUUAGAAUAAACAAAUUAAUAGCCAAUUAAUAAUAAUUUCUAAAAGAGUUAAUAAUUCCAGACUCUUACUGGCACCAAUUCAAUCAAAAAGGAAUAAUUGGAUUAAAACUCCUCUGAUAACAGUGAAGAGGAUAAUUUAGCCAAUGAUACUUCCUUUAUGAAUUAGUCUGUUUUCUUUAACAACUCAAGUGUCCUCAGAAGAGAAAUCUAGAAUCACAUUCAAAGCAAUAAUGAAACUAGACAAAAGUAAAAAGACGAUAACAUUAAUGAAAUGAAUUCUAAAGCUUCUUUAGAAUCCAUCUUUAGCUCAAAUUACUUUUCUACUCCAAUUUAAAGUUAAACUUAGGAAGAUAAGAUAAAACCAGCUCAAUAGAACUUUCAAACUAUUAAUUAAGGUUUUUAUGGCAAAAGUUUAAACUCUUACCAGCCUUUUAUGUUUGAAAAGUCCUAUUAGCCCAAUUAAGUCAAUGGAAACCCUUUCUAAUUGAAUCAAAACAUGGCCUAGCAAUAUCAGCAGCAACUUAAUUAACAUUAAUAGCAAUAAUUUUAAGCAAACUAGUUCAUGAGCGUAGUAUUUGGACAUAUAAGAGUGGAGUGUGAAUAAAUAUUAAAUCAGGUCUGUGCCAAGAUUUUUCAAAACAAGGAAUAUAAUCAGACUAGUGUAGCCACUCAAAUAGGUCAGACUAAUGAAGAAGCAAUAAAGCAUUUGCUUAAUAAUAAUCAAAACUUCAAAUACAUGGUAGUUACAUCAGUAAUGUAAAAGAAGGCGGCAGCAAGUGAAACAUUAGACUUCACUUCCAGUUGCUUUUGGAACUCAAGCACUGAUGGAUAAACUGCCAUUAGAUGGGAAAAUGAUCACUUGUAUGUUAUAAUUACUCUGUUUUCCUGUGCACUUUGA